AUGGCUUCCACCACUGCUUCCGCCUCCGCCUCUUCUGGCUCUGCUUCUCCUGCUCGCCCUGCCUCUCCAGCUGGUCUUGCUUCUCCCUCCGUCUCUCGCCCUGCCUCUCCUUCUGGCUCUGGCUCCUGGGGCUCAAUCUCGGUCUCUGGGGUUGCUUCUUCCUCUAUCUGGGCCUCUCCCUCUCCCUCUGUCCAGGCUUCUCCCUCUGCCUCUGGCCCUGCCUCUCCCUCCUCUGACGCUUCCUCCGUCUCGGGCACUGUUCCUGCCUCUGGCUUCCCGUCGAUCUGGGACUCUCUCUCGCGAUGGGGUUAUCCCACCGUCUGGGGCUCUCCCGCUACCUGGAGCUCCCUUCCUGGCACGCUCACUGGGUAUGCCACUGGUCCUGGUAAUAGCCCUGCCCACAUUCGGGCUCGCGAACGCCGCCGUCUCCGCGAUGCGGCCGCCUUCCUCCCUGGCUCCCGCCCGGCUCUUCUCACUCUCCCUGCCGAGAUCCGCAACAAGAUCUACGAGCAGGUCCUGGUCGCUGACGGGCCCAUCACGCCUGUGGAGCGCAACGCCCAGGUGAGCCCUCAACUGCUCCGCGUCAACAAGCAGAUCUACGCGGAGGCCCGCGGAAUCCUGUACGGCGACAAUGUCUUUGCCCUGGACGAGCCUUCGGGCAGAGCCCCUCUUGAAUUCCUCGAAAAGAUUGGCCCGGACAAUGCCGCUCUUGUUCGGGCUAUGCGAAUUCGAACCCCUCGAGUGAAGGACAACGAGGCAGUGGAUUUGGAGGCCGAGGUCGAUCCGAUUGACGUCGAAACCCUGACGAUGAUUCGACUCUCAUGUCUCUCUCUCAAGUGGCUUUACCUAGCCGUCUUCCGCUUCACCAGAGAAGAGGUGACAUUGUACGUCAGUCGGCCGGAUCCCAGCCAGUGCAUGGUGAGUGUUCGUGGAGCAGCGGCCAUGAACACACACUUGGUCGAUAUCGCCUUCCGAGCCAAGAUUGUGGUAGAGACCUGUUCGCGCUGCCACAAUACGCCGGUUGAAGAGCUCGAGUUCCCUCGACGUUAUGGCUGGCAUCCCGUGGACGUGACAUGCGAGAGAUGCGGGGAUCAGGGCUUCUCACUCCAGUUCACGCCACCGACCCGGUUCCUCUCGCCUGUCCAAAGCCCACCCGAGCCACCCUUCGAAGAGCGUCCUCCCAACGAGCCCUUGUGGGAGUUGAUGUCGGGACAGUCGGUCGAUCCCUUUACGGUCGACUUUGACUUGUUCUUGGAUCCCGACAAUGACCUCGACGGAGCGAUACUCCAGGCGUUUGGGGGACUAGGGGGGUGA
Molecule: messenger RNA, 1314 nt
Organism: Penicillium diatomitis
Lineage: Eukaryota; Fungi; Ascomycota; Eurotiomycetes; Eurotiales; Aspergillaceae
Exons: 1
Coding region: 1-1314 (437 amino acids)
Source: RefSeq, a predicted model, not a curated record